Messenger RNA from Hepatospora eriocheir, 270 nucleotides. NCBI's taxonomy places the organism in Eukaryota, Fungi, Microsporidia, Hepatosporidae. The record is from the annotation of a GenBank genome assembly.
AUGAUAUUAAUAAUUUUUUUAUUUUUAAUUAGCUCUAAUGAAACGGAAGAAACUGACUUAGAUGAAAUUGUUACUACACACCCUUUUGAGAAUACUAGAAUAAGAACUUUAAAUUUUACUGAAAACACUAUUAGUAAUUUAACAUUAUUUCAAAUUUUAGCAUCUGUAUAUGUAUUUUCUGUUGUAAUAUUUGGUGUGUUUUUAAUAUCAUAUUUUAUUAAAGGGCAGAUGAUAAUGCCUUUUGGAUAUAAACCUCCUAUUUUUAUAUAA